CAACAUGUGUAACGGUCAGAUACUUGAAAAACAAAGUUCAUUUCCAGAACCUAUUUUUUCUGACAAAAUAGAUCUCAGUGAAACUUCUUCCUUAAUCUGGUUUCCUUGAACGAAACCUUAAAAAUUACUGAAUGGGUGAUACAAAAUUUCUGAUCUGAAAUAACAAUAAUUUGUCAAUGGCAGGGGCAGCUUCGGCGCUUUUUCUUCUAGACAUCAAAGGUCGUGUUCUUGUAUGCCGUGAUUUUAGAGGUGAUGUUUCAGCUGGACAGGCUGAGAAGUUUUUCACAAAGCUCAUUGAAAAAGAAGGUGAUCCGGAGUCUCAAGAUCCAGUAGUAUAUGAUAAUGGGGUCACUUACAUGUUCAUACAACAUAAUAACAUUUUCCUUAUGAUCGCAACAAGACAGAACUGCAACGCUGCAAGUAUUAUUCUCUUUUUGCAUCGUGUAGUCGAUGUCUUUAAACACUACUUUGAAGAGUUAGAAGAGGAAUCCCUUAGGGAUAACUUUGUUGUUGUGUAUGAGUUACUUGAUGAGAUGAUGGACUUCGGUUACCCUCAGUAUACAGAAGCAAAAAUUCUUAGCGAGUUUAUCAAAACAGAUGCUUACAGGAUGGAGGUAAAUCAAAGGCCUCCCAUGGCCGUGACAAAUGCAGUUUCUUGGCGCAUGGAUGGGAUUCGGUAUAAAAAGAAUGAAGUGUUCCUGGAUGUGGUUGAAAGUGUCAAUAUACUCGUCAACAGCAACGGGCAAAUAAUUCGUUCAGAAGUUGUAGGCGCAUUAAAGAUGAGAACUUAUUUGAGUGGUAUGCCUGAGUGUAAACUCGGCCUCAAUGAUAGAGUACUUUUGGAGGCCCAGGGUCGAUCAACAAAAGGGAAAGCCAUUGAUUUGGAUGAUAUCAAAUUUCACCAGUGUGUGAGGUUGACUCGAUUUGAAAAUGAUAGAACCAUAUCCUUCAUACCUCCCGAUGGCUCUUUUGAUUUAAUGACUUACAGACUCAGCACUCAGGUAAAACCUCUGAUAUGGGUUGAAGCUCAAAUAGAAAGACAUUCAAGAAGUCGAAUAGAGAUCAUGGUUAAAGCACGGAGCCAGUUCAAGGAGCGUAGCACUGCUACGAAUGUUGAGAUUGAGUUGCCUGUACCAUCUGAUGCUACAAAUCCUAAUAUUCGGACAUCAAUGGGAUCCGCUACAUAUGCACCUGAGCAUGAUGCAUUGUUGUGGAAAAUAAAAUCCUUCCCUGGUGGAAAGGAAUAUCUGAUGAGGGCAGAAUUCAGUCUUCCUAGUGUAAUUGCUGAAGAUGCACUUCCUGACAGGAAAGCUCCUAUACGUGUGAAGUUUGAAAUACCAUAUUUUACUGUCUCCGGAAUACAGGUUCGAUAUUUAAAGAUCAUCGAGAAAAGUGCAUACCAGGCUCUACCAUGGGUGAGAUACAUAACAAUGGCUGGCGAAUAUGAGCUGAGGCUAAUUUGAAGGAUAGUUUUAGUCCAGUAUGUUGCUGCUAUCACCCGUAAAUAUUUCCACUCAAACGUUCAAUAAUUCAAAUUGUUAUCUGGUGACUUGAGGAAAGUUACUCCAGAAUCCUUCCGUAUGUCUUUCGCAAUUUUUCCCUGUAUGGCUUGUCUACUCUCUUAAUUUUUUGUUCUUUUUUUACACUUUUAUUGAUGUUGUAUAUUUUUGUUCUCAAUUUUUCCAAUUUUCUGACUAUAACUAGGCAUGGCUGUGUUUGAAUUUUUUUGUUCUCAUUUGUCAGACCAAGCUAAUACGAAUCUUGAUUUUUCUCUA
Molecule: messenger RNA, 1775 nt
Organism: Papaver somniferum (opium poppy)
Lineage: Eukaryota; Viridiplantae; Streptophyta; Magnoliopsida; Ranunculales; Papaveraceae
Product: AP-1 complex subunit mu-2-like
Exons: 11
Coding region: 177-1463 (428 amino acids)
Biological process (GO): intracellular protein transport; vesicle-mediated transport
Cellular component (GO): cytoplasmic vesicle; clathrin adaptor complex
Source: RefSeq, a predicted model, not a curated record